ACAGUAACCGGCAGCGGGAACAUGGCAGAGGCAGAGCGAGCUGAGGAGGCCGGAGGAGAACCAACAAUUAGCAGGGAGAAGACUGCUGAAGAGCUAAAGGAACAAGCGAAUGAAUACUUCAGGGUAAAAGAUUAUGACCGUGCUGUGCAGUAUUACACCCAAGCCAUUGGUCUUAGUCCAGACACUGCUAUUUACUAUGGGAAUCGCAGUCUGGCAUAUCUCCGAACUGAAUGUUAUGGCUAUGCCCUUGCGGAUGCUUCCCGUGCCAUCCAGCUGGAUGCCAAAUACAUCAAAGGUUACUACAGAAGGGCAGCCAGUAAUAUGGCCCUGGGGAAGCUGAAAGCUGCUCUAAAGGACUAUGAGACGGUAGUUAAAGUUCGCCCUCAUGACAAAGAUGCCCAAAUGAAGUUUCAAGAGUGCAGUAAGCUGGUCCGGCAGAAAGCUUUUGAAAGAGCUAUCGCUUGUGAACAGCACAACCGUUCAGUGGUGGACUCACUUGAUAUUGAAGGAAUGACUAUAGAAGAUGAGUAUACAGGUCCACAGUUAAAGGAUGGGAAUGUCACCAUAGAUUUUAUGUUGGAGUUGAUGCAGUUUUAUAAAGAUCAGAAAAAACUUCAUCGGAAAUGUGUUUAUCAGAUGUUGGUACAAGUGAAAGAUAUUUUGUCUAAGCUUCCCAGUCUGGUAGAGAUCUCUCUGGAAAAGUCUCAGCAGGUAACAGUGUGUGGUGACACACAUGGUCAGUUUUACGACUUAAUGAACAUUUUUCAUCUAAACGGUCUCCCGUCUGAGAAUAAUCCAUAUAUAUUUAAUGGUGACUUUGUUGAUCGUGGUUCAUUCUCAGUGGAAGUCAUAGUGACCCUCUUUGGGUUCAAAUUGCUUUAUCCAGCCCACUUUCAUCUGCUUAGAGGUAACCAUGAAACAGACACUAUGAAUCAGAUGUAUGGAUUUGAAGGGGAAGUAAAGGCUAAAUACUCAGCUCAAAUGUUCCAGCUAUUUAGUGAAGUUUUUCAGUGGCUGCCGUUGGCAAUGUGUGUAAACCAACGAGUCCUGAUUAUGCAUGGAGGUCUCUUCUCAGAGGAUGGUGUAACUUUGGAUCAGAUUCGUAGCAUUGAAAGAAAUAGACAGCCACCAGACUCAGGCCCAAUGUGUGACUUGUUAUGGUCGGAUCCACAGCCUCAGGAUGGACGCUCUUCUAGUAAACGUGGUGUCAGCUGUCAGUUUGGUCCUGAUGUCACACGACGGUUUUUGGAAGAAAAUGGACUAGAUUACAUUAUCCGCAGCCAUGAAGUGAAGCCAGAAGGAUAUGAAGUGUCUCACAAUGGUUUAUGUGUUACAGUAUUCUCUGCACCUAACUACUGUGAUCAGAUGGGUAAUAAAGGAGCAUACAUACAUCUCAAUGGAUCAGAUUUGAAACCUAAGUUUCAUCAGUUUGAGGCAGUGCCACACCCGAAUGUAAAACCAAUGAUGUAUGCAAAUUCUCUGCUUCAGAUGGGAAUGAUGUAAGAAGAAGGUGUCUGCUGCUACCACACUUACUGUUGCCCAUCUGAUGAGGUAGUAAAGGGGUCCCACUGUAUUUGCCCCUGCUUUCCUCCGGAGUCAGACAAGCAACAAAUAAAGGAAAAUAAUAUUUUUAAUACUGUAAAAGAGACAUGAGAGGGGGAAUAGGAACAUCUGCGCUGUAUGUUACCUGGUUGUGAGUGAACCUUGCUGUGUGUUGCUGAGUGAGUGUGAAUAUAACAGUGUAAGUGUGGGGGGGUUUAUCAGCUAGAAACGCACAAUAACCACACCGCCCCCAUUCCUAUAUGCCUUGUGCGUACACUCUCCCUCCUGUAUAAGUCCAAUGUAAACAUGGCCCCUUUGCUCUGUCUGUAAUUAAUAUGCUUCUAAUAAAGAUUCUGAUAACACGA
Messenger RNA from Xenopus tropicalis (tropical clawed frog), 1907 nucleotides. RefSeq names its product protein phosphatase 5, catalytic subunit (gene ppp5c). Lineage: Eukaryota; Metazoa; Chordata; Amphibia; Anura; Pipidae. Gene Ontology annotation, cellular component: nucleus; cytoplasm; plasma membrane. Gene Ontology annotation, molecular function: hydrolase activity; protein serine/threonine phosphatase activity. The record is from RefSeq and is marked validated.